Salvia miltiorrhiza (redroot sage) is the source of this 1422-nucleotide messenger RNA. RefSeq lists its product as uncharacterized. The transcript has a single exon. Bases 1 to 1422 code for a protein of 473 amino acids. NCBI's taxonomy places the organism in Eukaryota, Viridiplantae, Streptophyta, Magnoliopsida, Lamiales, Lamiaceae. The record is from RefSeq and is a predicted model, not a curated record. Gene Ontology annotation, molecular function: nucleic acid binding; RNA-DNA hybrid ribonuclease activity.
AUGUUGGCUAAGCAAGCAUGGCGCAUCCUCCACGGUGGUGAUUCUCUCUUGUGUCGUUCACUCAAAGCUCGAUAUUUUCCUAGAACCGAUGUCCUCCUAGCUAGCAAACCGCACAACCCAUCUUUUACACGGAAAAGUUUGUUAGUAGGUCGAGAUCUCUUAUUGGAAGGUAUUGCUUGGAAGGUCGGCAACGGGAGCAGAAUUCGCUUGGGGAUCGAUCGUUGGUUACCGAAUGGUUUUGGUAAUUAUCGUGCAGCGAGGGUGAAUGAUGGUUGGCAGGAUUCAACCUUAUCAGAAGUUAUGUUGGCUGAUGAUUAUGAGUGGGAUUGGGAGAAAUGGGCAAAUAUGGUACAGGAUGGGGAGUUAGCGUGUUUACCACAGUUCGUGCGCCCCAUGGCCAAUGACGACACCCCUUUUUGGCCAACCGGUAAGUUUAACACGUAUUCGGUGAAAUCUGGUUACUUAUUGGCAUGUGAUAUUGCAAAGCGGAAUGUGGCGUCCUCUUCCUCUUCCUCUUGUUCUCUGUGGCAUUGGAUAUGGGGUUUAGAAGUUAUACCCAAAGUUAAGCUGUUUAUGUGGCGUGGUCUUGCGGGGGCGAUUCCCACGGCCAUGGCACUAAGGGGAAGAUCGAUUGAAGUGGAUCCAAAAUGUAGAAGAUGUGGUGCCCAUGAGGAGAACCUUGAACAUGCUUUGAGGGAUUGUCAUUGGGCGGUUUUUUUAUGGGCUACUUCCCCCCUUCGACUGCCAACUCACGGCAAUGGAGAGGUGCUUCCUAUUUCAUGCUGGUUCGAGCGCAUUCGCAGCAAUCCAGAUCGAGAAACUCACAAUCUGUUCGCUACGGUGGCGUGGGUGGUGUGGUAUGGUAGGAACUUGCUACUGUUUCAAAACAAGGAGGUGACGCACCAGGACUGUUUCCUUAUUGCCAGGAGGGCGCUGUGCCCAAAGUUGCUAGUUCCUUUUCAAAGCUCAACAAUGGCGACAUCUGUGGAGUGCACCAGGGAUCUUCAAGUCAAAGUGUCAUGCGAUGCAGCGAUUGUGAAUGGAUCAGGAGCUGGUUUUGGGGCUGUUAUCUCUGAUAAGGACGACACUUUCCGGGGCUGCUGCUAUGAUUUUAUGACUGGAUCAGUUACAGCUGAGGAAGGUGAAGCUUUAGCUGGUCUUCGCGGUCUACAAAUGUGCGCGGACAGGGGAGUCCCCGAUGUGGUUCUCGAAACGGACAGCCGCCAACUGCUUUAUUGGCGCCUCAUCAACCAAGACAAGGACCCCUCAUAUAUUGGCGACAUAACGACAAAGAUCCUUUCUUUAGCUAACCAUUUCAGGCAUUGUGCGUUUAGUUGGACUCGACGAGAAGGAAAUGCCAUGGCGGAUAAGCUUGCUAAGUUUGCUGUUUCUUUUCAUGUUGCUAGCUUCACCUUUUUCUGA